Spathaspora passalidarum NRRL Y-27907 is the source of this 1110-nucleotide messenger RNA. Its product is annotated as pyridoxine 4-dehydrogenase. Gene Ontology annotation, cellular component: cytoplasm. NCBI's taxonomy places the organism in Eukaryota, Fungi, Ascomycota, Pichiomycetes, Serinales, Debaryomycetaceae. The record is from RefSeq and is a predicted model, not a curated record. The transcript has a single exon. The coding region runs from base 37 to 1077 and encodes 346 amino acids.
AAUCAACAUAAUUAAACAACUUAAACAAUAUACACAAUGUCCUAUACUGCUGUUAACAUUCCUGGUAGAUUCGGUUUCGGUACCAUGUCCAUGACUUGGAAGCCAGUUCCUCCACCAACUGCGCAAUCCAUUGAAACUUUAAAGUUUGUCACUUCCCAUAAAGAAUUUGGUACCAAGUUACUCAAUGGUGGUGAAUUUUAUGGACCUGAUGAUGCCAAUUUGAAACUUUUCAAAGAAUUCUUGGAUUCUAACGACCCUGAAGCUAAUAAGGAAUUGAUUGUUUCUAUUAAAGGUGGUGUUGGUCCAGAUUUACGUCCAGAUGGUGGUAGGGAAAGUAUCAAGAGAUCAAUUGAAAAUAUUGCCUCUUACUUCCCAAAGGAGAACCGUCCUAAGCUUAUUUUUGAAAUUGCUAGAGUUGAUACUAGUAUUCCUUACGAAGAAACUGUGGGUCACAUAGCUGAAUUUGUUAAGAAUGGUACUAUUGAUGGUAUUUCUCUUUCUGAAGUCGGGAUUGAAUCAAUCAGAAAAGCCAUAACUGUUUUCCCAAUUUCUUGUGUUGAAUUGGAAUUGAACUUGUUUUCCCCAGAAGUCAUCAACACCGGUAUAUUGAAGGAAUUAUCCGCCCAUCAGAUCCCAUUGAUUGCUUAUUCUCCACUUUGUCGUGGUCUUUUAACUGAUUAUUGUGUUGAACAUGCCGACACUUUCCUUGAUGAAAUUCCAGAAGGUGAUUUCAGACUUUACUUGGACAAAUUCCAACCAGACAAUUUUAAGCACAAUUUAGUCGCUCUUAAGAAAUUGUACGAUUAUGCUCAUAAUGUCAAGAAGACCACUUUGGAAACUUUGGCUCUCUCCUGGAUCUUGAAAAUUUCUGGCAAAGAAAACUUCAAAGGCAUUCCAAAAGUCACUCAUAUCUUACCAAUCCCAAGUGGAUCCACUACUGCUAGAGUCACUUCUAACUUUUCGAACUUUAUUGAAUUAACUGAUGAAGACUUACAAGCUAUUGAUAAGAUCUUUGAAGAAAACCCAAUCAGGGGUUUGAGAUAUAAUGAACACCUUGAAGAUUCUUUGAUGCAAUAGAUAUAUAAUUUAUAGAAAUUGAAGAUUUAUCCG